CCGGGUACCUGGCCGUCCACCUCACCUGCGCGGAGGGCGGGCCGGGCGCACCUGCGCGGGCGGGAGGCGGGCCCGGGGAGCAGCCGUCGAACCGGGAGAACGCGCGCGCGCGCAGAGGCGGGAGAGGGGAGGCGCUGGCCCCCGGGCUGAGACCCCGCCGCGGGUGCCCGGCCGAGCUCUCGCCAUGACCUGGAGCGCCACAGCGCGGGGCGCGCACCAGCCCGACAACACGGCCUUCACGCAGCAGCGUCUCCCGGCCUGGCAGCCGCUGCUCUCGGCCGGCAUCACGCUGCCUCUCUUCUUCUGCGCCGGCCUGGCUUUCAUCGGCCUGGGCCUGGGCCUCUUCUACUCCUCCAACGGCAUCAAGGAGCUGGAGUACGACUACACCGGCGACGGCGGCACCGGCAACUGCUCGCUGUGCGCUGCCGAGGGCCAGGGCCGCGCGCCGCCGCCCAACUGCUCGUGCGCCUGGUACUUCUCGCUGCCCGAGCUCUUCCCGGGCCCCGUCUACCUCUACUACGAGCUGUCCAACUUCUACCAAAACAACCGACGCUACGGCGUGUCCCGCGACGACGCGCAGCUCAGCGGCCUGGUCAGCGCGCUACGCCACCCGGCCAACGAGUGCGCCCCCUACCAGCUCAGUGCCACCGGCCUGCCCAUCGCGCCCUGCGGCGCCAUCGCCAACAGCCUCUUUAACGACUCCUUCACGCUGUGGCACCAGCGCCAGCCCGGGGGACCCUACGUCGAGGUGCCUCUCGAUCGCACCGCCAUCGCCUGGUGGACCGACUACCACGUCAAGUUCCGCAACCCGCCCCUGGUGAACGGCAGCCUGGCGCUGGCUUUCCGCGGCACGGCGCCGCCGCCCAAUUGGCACCGGCCGGUUUACGAUCUCAGUCCCGAUCCCAACAACACCGGCUUCAUCAACCAGGACUUCGUGGUGUGGAUGCGCACGGCGGCGCUGCCCACCUUUCGCAAGCUGUACGCGCGCAUCCGUCAGGGCAAUUACUCGGCCGGCCUGCCCCGGGGUGCCUACCGUGUCAACAUCACCUACAACUACCCAGUGCGCGCCUUCGGCGGCCACAAGCUCAUCAUCUUAAGCAACAUCUCAUGGAUGGGUGGCAAGAACCCUUUCCUGGGCAUCGCCUACCUGGUCGUCGGCUCCCUCUGCAUCCUCAUGGGCUUUGUCAUGCUGGUCGUCUACAUUCGCUACCAGGACCAGGACGAUGAUGACAACGAUGAUGAGUGAUACUGCUUCCCAAAGACCCCUUCCUGCUUCUUGGCCAAGCCGCUUUUAGCCGUGGCCUUUCGCUCCUUAAUACAACUUCAAGCUCACCGAUAGCCUCUUGUGGACGAAGGGCCUAGAGAAAGGAAUCACCCUCUUCCUUUUAGAGAUAACAAUACUGUUCCGGGGUUUUGGAUUGCCGAAUGCCCUAUCUUGCGAUUUCUUCCCAUCUCUCCCGUGGCUUUCCGAGUUGACAUGUCAGGUCCUUAAAGUUGUGGCAUUCCAAAAGGCAGAGGAGAUCCCUGGACUGAAACUCAUUAAGCCCAGCAGCCUGCAGUUGGAUCUUGAUUCUGAGUCUGAGCUUUUUCUUUGCCAGUAACACAAAUUUCUGGGAGGGAGGUAUAGGUGGGGGAGAGGGAGGGCUGAGAUAGAGUGUGGUGACCACUGGUGACCUGCAGAAGCUUGGAGGAGUGGGGAAAGCAUAUUUGAUAAAAUUUAAGUCGAUGAAGAGUCAUCAAACCUCUCAGGUUCUGAUCCAGGAAGGCCAGGAUGCACAGCCUUCCCUGUAGAGUCUCUGUACCUUUGACUUUGGGAAUCUUGAGUCAGGCUGGGCCUGAAACGCUCACCUGAGUUUGGUUUUUUUCCAGUAAUAAUUUGUUCCCGUGAACAGUGACAAUCACAGUACUCGGGAUUGGUCUUAAACAUAGGAAGCUUGCAAUUUGUGGAAUGAAUGAGAAAAAUUGCUAGCUCUGGGAAACUAGCAGGAGCGUGCCAACUCGUAAUUAAAUGUAAAGCAUUCUUCAGAAGGCACUAUGGAAAAACCUGAAAAUGCAAGGCCAGUUUGCAUGGCUCAGGGAGAAGAGUCUUAACCUUAGAAACUGAGAUGCAAAUGAUCUUAGCAGGAAGCUGUUUUCCUGGGACCCUGAGUGUCCCUUGCCUCUUUGCUCAGUUCCUUUUGAAUUAACGUUAUCAUUUUUUAAUGCUUAAAGGAAUAGUUUAAUUCAUUUGUGUCAUUUUCACGAAGAGCUAUCUUAAACACAGUUUUAAUUUAUGGGCAAAUGAAAUUCAUUGCUAGCGAUCAUGUUUAAAGAACGCAGAGGAUUAUAUUCUUACAUGCAAAAUAGACUCAGGAUUAUUUCAGCCUUAAUGGUAAAAUCAGUCAGCUGAUGUUGAUUCCCCACAAUUGAUUGAAAGCUAUAAAAUAAAGGUACAAUGAAGGGACAUUUAUUUUAAAACCCUCCUUUUAUGGAAUAAUAAUUUAAAGGAACUUGAAAAUAAAAUUUCCCAUGAUACCAUCUCCCAGAUUUCCUGAAGAGAACAGUUAACGUGGUGUGGUCCCGGCUCCCAGUGCAGUUAUUUCCAGGUUAUCGAUAUAUUUGCCUUCCCAAAAGGCCGCACAAGGUCUUGCAGUAUGUUUUUGUUUUUAUGGCAGUCAAGCAUUGAGUUACAGUGAGCAAUUUCCAUGCACUCUCUUGUUCUGUUGUAGCUGAUUGCUUGUGGAUGCACAGCAUGUCUAAGAUUCAAAACUGAAAAUCAUCUUGUCUUGUUUUUAUGGAUGUCAGAAAAUUCUUUAGUAAUUCCAGUGUGCUGGCUUUCUGACUUCUGAAUGUGAUAAAAUUUAACAUCAGACCCCAGACUGUGAUUUUUGACUGAAAUGCUGAUCACUGCAUGGACUUUUAGAAAGUUUUAUUUAUUAUGCAUGCUUGGCUCGUCGGCUAGUGGGUUUGCUACAUUUUUUUCACUCUGUAGUUGAGGGUAACUAUGUAUUUUGCUAUCAUUUGUUCAACAUUAGUCUUUUGUUAUAACUUUUUAUGUGAGACCCUGAAACAUACAAUCCUGUGAUUAAACUGUAGUUCCAGGCCUUGUUUUCGAGGCUUUUGAAAGAGAAUAAAGGUUGUGUUUGUCUUUCUCUGUUAUCACAUUACUUAGCUCUUUUGACCUGUGAUCUUAAAGGCACAAACGGUACCAGCAUUUGCCUUGCGUUGCUAGCGGAGUGACUAGCAGAGAGACAUUGCAGCUGAAACAUCACCUUUCAGAACAAGAUUCAGUCAGCGUGAACUCAUUCUUUUAUGGCUAACUUCCGAAACAGCAUUUGGACUUACAUCUGCAUCCUGUGUUUGGAUUACAUGAUCCUCAAUUAUUGUUACAUCUGAUAGAUGGCCAUCUCUUUUCAAUUUUA
Messenger RNA from Chionomys nivalis (European snow vole), 3401 nucleotides. It is a transcript of the gene Cdc50b, whose product is annotated as transmembrane protein 30B. Gene Ontology annotation, cellular component: endoplasmic reticulum; plasma membrane; Golgi apparatus. NCBI's taxonomy places the organism in Eukaryota, Metazoa, Chordata, Mammalia, Rodentia, Cricetidae. The transcript has a single exon. Gene Ontology annotation, biological process: phospholipid translocation. The record is from RefSeq and is a predicted model, not a curated record. Bases 185 to 1246 code for a protein of 353 amino acids.